Stylonychia lemnae is the source of this 267-nucleotide messenger RNA. NCBI's taxonomy places the organism in Eukaryota, Ciliophora, Spirotrichea, Sporadotrichida, Oxytrichidae. The record is from the annotation of a GenBank genome assembly.
AUGUCUUCUAACUCCAUCUAGUAUGUUCAAGCCAUUUUUUAUUAAGAAACACUAUAAUAACUAAAAACAUUGUUUGACUUCUAUAUAGAUGCUAGAUUUUUGCUAUUGCAUGAGAAUAGAAGUGAGGAUGCUAUCAAAAAUUUCUUCAACGAAGUAUAUGAGUUAUUUGUAAAAGUUGUGAUGAACCCAUUUUACGAUUCAAACCAGAAAAUCUAGCUAUCUAGUUUUGAGGAAAGAGUGAAAUCAGCUGCAAGAAAGUAUCUUUGA